GCAGCAGUUAGUUUGGGGGAAGUUUUGGAUCGGCAGUCUACCUGCUCACGUUUCUCCGUGUUUCUUUCCUCUUUGGAGGUUAAAGUCGGAUCCGAAACCCCGCGCAGGUACCGGGGAAGCUUCGCUGGCGUCCGGGUCUUGUCUGUGGUGGUAGAUGAGCGUUUCCCCUGAGUUAAAUCCGCUGCAAGGCGUUAACGACGCAGCUCAGGUGUUACUCCACGGCGGAUUGCAACGUGUUUUACCUGUUGGCGAGUAGCGACGUGUUUUCAGGAAUGACUGCCACAGCAGACCUGGAGCAGCUCGCAGAAAUAGAGCUGCAGAGGGAGGAAGAGGAGGAUGAAGGGGAACAGAAGAAGGCCCCUGACGGUCCCAGCACCACGUUUGACCUCGAUCCAUCUCAUCCGUACUAUGAUAUAGCUCGACAUGGAAUCAUCCAGGUGUCAGGAGAUGAUAACUACGGCAGGAAGCUGAUCGUCUUCAGCAGCUGCUGCCUCCCCCCGUCGCACCAGCUGAACCACCGCCGCCUUCUGGAGUACCUGAAGUUCACGCUGGACCAGUACGUGGAGAUGGACUACAUCCUGGUUUACUUCCACUACGGCCUGAAGAGCCGCAACAAGCCGUCAAUCAAGUGGCUGCGCGAAGCCUACAGCGAGUUUGACCGGAAGUACAAGAAGAACCUGAAAACCCUCUACGUCGUCCAUCCUACAAACUUCAUCCGGAUCGUCUGGAACAUUUUCAAACCUCUGAUCAGUCACAAGUUCGGGAAGAAGCUGAUGUAUGUGAACUACCUGACGGAGCUGCGAGGACACCUGAACUACGACCAGCUCUACAUCCCUGCAGACGUCCUCAGGCAUGACGAGAUGCUGCGAGCGGCUCAGAAGGGCGGACCGCCGCCAUCCGUGAAAUCGCCCCCUCCUCGGCCCCCGCUGCCCACGCAGCAGUUCGGGGUCAGCCUGCAGUACAUCAGGGAGAAGAAUCGCGAGGCGAUCAUCCCGCCUGUGAUGGUUCAGACUGUGGCCUACUUAAAGGAGAAAGGUCUGAGGACAGAGGGGAUUUUCAGGCGUUCAGUUCGUGUUCAGACCAUCAAAGAUGUCCAGAAACUCUACAACCUGGGAAAGCCGGUAAACUUUGAUCUGUACGAGGAUAUCCACGUUCCUGCGGUUAUCCUGAAGACGUUCCUCAGGGAGCUUCCUGAGCCGCUGCUCACCUUCAGAGUCUACAGCCAGGUCCAGGAGUUCCUCAAUGUGGAGAGCAGCCUGCGGGUGACCAGGUGCAAGCAGAUGCUUGAAGGCCUUCCUGAACACAACUUUGUUGUGGUGAAGUUUCUGCUCAGUUUCCUGCACAUGGUGUCUCAGGAAAGCAUCAACAACAAGAUGAGCGCCUCCAACCUGGCGUGCGUCUUCGGCGUCAACCUGGUUUGGCCUCGUCACGGUUCCAUCUCUCUGGGCGCUCUCACGCCCAUCAACAUCUUCAGCGAGAUCCUCAUCGAACACUUCGACACCGUGUUCGGCUCCCGCUGCCCACCUGCCCAGGUAACCCCGUGAUAACCGGCUGCUGAGGAACUCUGACAGGUCAAAGUGAUCCUUCCAGACACGGAAGAUCUCUGUUACAGUGAAUUAUGUGAACUUUCAGCAUCAGGACACUAAAAAAAGGCUGACAAUGCAAUGAUUGUUUUUUUUUUUUUUUUUUUUGUCUACACAAAAAUGUUUUAUCUUUUUUUACAGAACAUAUUUAAUGUGUUUUAAAAUUAUGCUAUAGUUUCUACUGGAAAAAUAAGUCAUAAAAUAUUGAUUGUAAAGUGAAAUUAAUCUGUCUUCAAUAAAUUGUGACGAUGAGGGAAGAAAAGAUCUGUAAAAAUCA
Messenger RNA from Fundulus heteroclitus (mummichog), 1860 nucleotides. RefSeq names its product rho GTPase-activating protein 8. The coding region runs from base 273 to 1544 and encodes 423 amino acids. Gene Ontology annotation, molecular function: GTPase activator activity. Gene Ontology annotation, cellular component: cytoplasm. Lineage: Eukaryota; Metazoa; Chordata; Actinopteri; Cyprinodontiformes; Fundulidae. The transcript is spliced from 13 exons. Gene Ontology annotation, biological process: negative regulation of endocytic recycling; small GTPase-mediated signal transduction. The record is from RefSeq and is a predicted model, not a curated record.